Messenger RNA from Lineus longissimus, 1904 nucleotides. Its product is annotated as nonsense-mediated mRNA decay factor SMG9-like. Lineage: Eukaryota; Metazoa; Nemertea; Pilidiophora; Heteronemertea; Lineidae. Gene Ontology annotation, biological process: nuclear-transcribed mRNA catabolic process, nonsense-mediated decay. The record is from RefSeq and is a predicted model, not a curated record. The transcript is spliced from 11 exons. Bases 112 to 1524 code for a protein of 470 amino acids.
GAUCCGAAUUACAGGACGCUGAUAUUUCUCACACUUUUUGCCACAUUUUAUUGACUAAAGACAUAAAUAAGUUUACGUUUAUGGCUAGAUUUUUCACGGAAUAUCAGCAGCAUGUCAUCAGAUCCAAUGGACCGCGACAGAAAUGGCAGACGAAGGAGGAGACGUGGACGAAAGGAAAGGGACCGUGAAAGUGAAUCAAGAGAGACAACUCCAGCGCCAGCAUCCCAGCCGUCGAGCAUGUCCAGGACUCCAAUUAUUCUAGCUAAGCCAGCACCAGAAAGGAGAUCCUCUGAAGAAACCAUUCCGGUGAUUGCCAAAGCACCAGAGAAACCUAUCGUCAUGGUGAAACCAAGAGAAGAGAGCAAAAUGUCGCCUGUGAGCACCCAGAUCAUGUCCUCGGCCAUGAGCAUGGAGUCGCUGCAUGCCACUCCUGGAUAUCGUCUCCAGAGACCUGUAGCUUCAUCAAGUCCAACACCGCUAGUGUCAUCAGAGAGUUCUCUGCAGUCACGCCUUGCCGUGCCAGCUGACAUGCAGCACAGCAUCAAACUGGUGGAUGAGUCUCUCCAGUGGUGUGAGAAUGGGAUGGAGAUCUUGUUGGACCAGACUCACUAUUAUGUGAUCGGCGUCAUUGGACCACAGGGAGUUGGAAAGUCUACCAUCAUGUCUCUCAUUGGCGGAGCGAACUUAGAUGACAUCAACAAACCUUGGCCAUUCCGACCACAGAGCAGAGAAGUGAAAGAAGUUUGUGGUCACCAGACGACAGGAAUCGACAUGUAUGUGACUGGUGAGAGGGUGAUCCUCCUUGAUGCCCAACCAGUGCUGAGUGCCUCUGUCCUCGACUACAUGAUCCACCAUGACAAGAAGUACCCUGCAGAAUACACUGCGGCUGAGAACUGCCAUGAAAUGCAGUCUCUUCAGAUGGCGGCUUUCAUGUAUACAGUGUGUAACGUUGUGCUGGUUGUGCAAGACUGGUUCACUGAUCCAUUCCUUCUCAAGUUUUUACAAACAGCUGAAAUGUUGAAACCACCGACUCCUUCUAGCGGCCAUGAGAGUAAUGCAAGUCAAGACGAUACGCCGGAAUAUUAUCCAAAUGUUGUGUUUGUUCAGAACCGAGCGAGGAGAUCUGAUUUUGGUGGCGGGAGUUAUAACACGAUGCAGCAGACUCUGGCCAAGGUGUUUGAGAAGUCGAGAUUACGCUACAGAGGGAGCAUGUCGAUGGGUAAUCUCCUGCCUGGGUUGAACCAGAAGACUGUCCCGGGGGACGUUAACGUCUUCCUCUUGCCAGCGUUUGACAAUACGGAAAAAUGGGGAGACCCGAUCUCCAGUCUGCUGCCAGAAUACCGUGGGCACCCUGGCUUUGACUUCUUAAUGCGAUCGUUCAAGAAUCAACUCUUCUCGAUGCCAAGAUCUAUGCUCACGCAUACCACUCUGACUGAGAAGAACUGGUUCCAUUACGCUGCAAGGACAUGGGAAGCGGUCAAGAAGUCCCAGCUUUUCUCGGAGUAUAAUCGUCUUCUCCCGUGAAGGUUUACAAAUCGUACAAUGGCGUAACUUCUAGAUAUCAUGUUGGCAACAUGAAACAGGCUCCAGAGUCGCUGAGUAACAGAUGAGAAAAGAAAGUGGUUGGAAAGUUUCCCAUGCUCUGAGUUUUCUUCCGUUGUGAAAGGGACUUGUUGGUAACUUUGAAUGAGACAUAUUCAAGACCAGUGGUUUGCAAAACUUCAGGACUUUCAAACAGCAAAUAGAGUUUCCUUAGAAUGAGAUACGCUAUGCUUAUUCUUCCAAGAAGUCACAUCAGCCACUAUGUGAAUCUUGUUCACCUAGUCCUGCUCAGGAGAAUACAACGUUGGAAAGACAACUGAUGUGUGGUAUAGAUUCCUGUUCAUUUAAUAAAUCAACUCGUA